AUGAGUAGUAUCCUAAAAAUAUUAAAAGUUACACAUAUAGGAGAAAAAAGGCAUUUUACAUAUAUAACAAAGGUCAAAUUAAUUAACAAAAAAAAUACGGAAAUUAUAGUUUUACACCCAAUUUUUAAAGACAAAAAAAACAGUUCUAAAAAUUUCAAUGAAAUAAUUUAUGAUGCUCAGGAAGCUUUGGGAUUAGCUCGAUCAGCGGGGUUUAAAAUAUCCCAUGGAAUUUCUAUGCCAUCAGGGGGUUGGGAGUAUCUAUCAUCACCCUCUAACAUAUGUAAUAAUAAUAAUAAAGUAGAAGAUGAAAAUAAUUUAUCUUUUCAAAAAAUAAUACAUACAUAUAAAACAGAUGAUAAUGAUUUCACCAAAGUAAAUAAUUAUUUCGAUGAACAUAAAACUGGAAAUGACCAGGUUGAUAUGACAGAGCACAGUGCAUCAACUGAUGUUUGCUAUAAACAAUUUGAAAUUUAUGAUAAUACAAAGGGGAAUAAUAAAAAUAAUAAUAAAUUAGUUAAUAAUAAUGGAGACUCAAAGAAUAUUAAUAAUAACAUGAAUAAAACUCAUGAAAAGAACAAGCCAAAUGAAAAUAAUUAUGGGGAUAUAAUACAUCCAAAAUAUGAAGACGUAGAACGUAAAAUUGCUGAAUCUAUUUUAAUUAAAGUUAAUCGAAUAGACAACAAAUUUUAUUUCAAUAAAGGAAAAAUAAAUGAAAUUUCUAAAUAUUAUCUUAAAAAUCCAACACCUUACAUAUUUAUCAAUACAAUAUUAUCACCUGAACAAUUUCAAAAUUUAGAUUUUCUAUUUAAUAGUAUAUUAAAAAGUUAUCAUGAUGAAUUAAAAUUAAAUAAUAAGAAACAUAUGGAAACAAAUUAUUUGUCAUCUUCAAGAUUGUUAAAAUGCAACUUUGAUAAUGAAAUUUCUGAUAAUAUGAAUGAUAGUAAUGAUAUCACUAUUAAUCGUUCCACUUAUUUUGACAUGUAUAAUAAUUAUGUAGAUGUGGAAGAUGUAGAAGAAGAUUCAGAAAAAAUGGAAUUUCAUGAGGACGAAGUAGAGAAUUCAGAAGACAUAGAAGAAACCUGCUCAUACGAAUCAAGUAUUGAAAUUGAUAAAAACCAAAAAAAAAAACAUAUACCACUAUAUGUAGAAAUUUUUGACCGAUAUAGCAUCAUAUUAUACAUUUUAAAAAGUAGAGCAAAAAGUAACUUAAGUAAAUUACAACUGGAACUAGCUCGAGCCAAUUUUAUUUUUAACACAUAUUCUGAUAACAAUAGAUCAAGAAUUAAAUAUAUAAAGUAUAUUGAGAACAAUGUUUUAGGGAAAUCUUUUAUUGAUCAGGAAGAUAAAUAUGAUAAACAAAAUAUAUUUGAUAUAGAUAAUAAAAAAAAAUAUAUAAAAAUGGAUUAUGAAUAUUUAGGGUAUAAUUGCAGUUUUAUAAAAAGUACAGAAACAUAUAAAGAAUACGAAAAAAGAAUAAUUAAUAACAUUUAUAAUAAAUUAAAAAAAGAAUUAAUAAAAUGUAAAAAUAAUAAUAAUUUACAAAACAAUUCAAGGAAACAUAAAGCUUUAAUUGCAAUAGUAGGCUAUACAAAUGUUGGAAAAACAAAAUUAAUAAAUUGCUUAACAAAUUCAAAUUUAAAAGCAAAAAAUUUACUCUUUCAAACUUUAGAUAAUUCAUAUAAAAGUUUAAAUAUAGCUAAUAGUCAUUCUACUAUAUUUAUUGACUCAGUUGGUUUUAUCCAAAAUGUCCCAUAUUCUUUAUACGAAUCAUUUAUGAUAUCAUUAGAAGCCAUCAAAAAGGCUGACAUUAUUAUUCAUGUAAUUGAUGUUACUCAUCCGUAUAAAGACGAGCAAAAAAAAUGUGUAUUAGACACUUUAGUAAAAAUAGGAAUAACAAAUGAAUUUAUAAAAAAUAAUAUUGUAGAAGUGUGGAAUAAAAUAGACAAAUUAUCACAAGAUCAAUUAUAUAAUUUAUAUAAAAAUAAACCAGUAAAUGUUUUACCAAUUUCUUCGAAACAUGGAACAAAUUGUGAUGUUCUUAUAAAUAUAAUACAAAAUUUAGCUAAUAAAAUAAAAAAUGUCCAAGUAUUAACUCUUUCCUUUUCAACCAGUCAGGCAAAGGAAAGAAUCGAUUUUCUCAUGAAAAAGUUUAAGGUUGUUCCCGGUUCAAUUUCGUAUUCUUCUGAUGGAAACACUACUUAUAUUAAGUUAGUUGAAAACCCAAACAACUUGAAGAAAUAUUACGAGAAAUUUAAAAAAUAA
Molecule: messenger RNA, 2262 nt
Organism: Plasmodium berghei ANKA
Lineage: Eukaryota; Apicomplexa; Aconoidasida; Haemosporida; Plasmodiidae
Product: GTP-binding protein, putative
Exons: 1
Coding region: 1-2262 (753 amino acids)
Cellular component (GO): cytoplasm
Molecular function (GO): ribosome binding; GTP binding
Source: RefSeq, a predicted model, not a curated record